Molecule: messenger RNA, 1818 nt
Organism: Fusarium falciforme
Lineage: Eukaryota; Fungi; Ascomycota; Sordariomycetes; Hypocreales; Nectriaceae
Product: HET domain-containing protein
Exons: 1
Coding region: 1-1818 (605 amino acids)
Source: RefSeq, a predicted model, not a curated record
AUGAGUUCAGAAUACAUCUACACGCCGCUGAGUGACCCCGACACUAUCAGAGUACUCGAGAUCGGUCUGCUUCACCCGGAUAGCCAUCAGCUAAGCGGGCGACUCACCACCGAAAGCCUGCACGAUCAGCCCGAUUAUGUCGCCUUGUCUUAUGUCUGGGGAGCUCCAUCGCCUACGGACCUGUUGAUUGACAUCGAUGAUCAUCCGUUCCAAGUCAGAGAAUCACUCUUUCAAGCCAUCAGAGCCUUGGUAUCCGACACCAAGAUCAGGAUCUGGAUCGAUCAGAUCUGCAUUAAUCAGAACGACAACACGGAGAAGGAACAACAAGUACAGCUCAUGUCCAAGAUUUAUAGCCAGGCUCGAAUGGUCGUAGGCUGGCUUGGCGAUGAAGCCGACGAAAGCGACCUUGCCAUCGUGUCCUUCAGCUACAUCACUCGCAUUUCAAGAGAGGCAAUGGUCGAGGAUCCCAAACUGAGUCCGCCGCCCCACGAAUUGAGCAGCAAAAAUCAUGCUGAGCUCAUCUCCGAUAUAAUAAAUCCUGUGGGAGGAAAGCUGGGACGUGCCUGCGCUGCACUUGUUCAACGACCGUGGUUUCGCAGGCUGUGGAUCGUCCAGGAGAUGGCUCUGGCCAAAGAGCUCGAACUCCGCUGCGGCACAUCAUCGAUCUCUGGCGACGAGUUCUUCACUGCAAUUGCAUCGCUAUUCUCUGCAAUCACAGACUCUGCUUCGACCGCCAUUGGUGCCAUUUAUGGGAGUGCCCUGAAGCUAGGACAGCUUCGGGAACAAACAUUCACCGGGCCCUGCGAGUCUUUUCCCCAUCUCCUCCAGAAAAUAUGCGCCUGGGAGUGUGAAAAGCCUCAAGACCGCCUGAACGGUCUGUUCGGGGUUGCUUUUUGCCGCGAUCCAGCUGCCGCGUGGUUCAAACCUAGCUACUCUAUGUCAGGACCCGAGCUGUUCGCCAUGUUUGCGGCGGAACACAUACUCGUCACCGGAGGGCUGGAGAUACUGCACUUCAAAGGAUGCGAUGAUACUUUAGUUCAAGUGAAACAAGAGGCAGACGGGUUACGAUUCCUUCCCGUAACAACCCCAGUGAAUGAUCUCGCUUCAUGGGUGCCAAAUUGGCAAGUGAGAACGCGGCCAUUACCACUGUUGACCAACGUUCAAGACAACAUCGAGGCAAACUUCUCGGCAACGGCUUCUGAGCCGGAUUAUUCCCUGAAUCGAAUUUCUCAGACGCUGAGUGUCCGCGCCGUCGAGGUUGACAAGGUGAAGAUGAGAGGUCCACAGUACCUUCCGUUCGGCGGCCAUUGGGCCGGUCUCGUGGAUGGGUGUUUUCUCGAGUGGCUGGAAUUAGUCAAACACUACAUCGGCAGCAAGGAAGCCGAGUCCAUGUUCCCUUUAACUGUGACGAUGGAUAGGAAGGUGGCCGUACCAGGACGGUUCCCGAACCGCUUCGACCCCAACACCAUCCUGGACCAUCUUGAACGUCAUGCCCAAGAGAUGGUGCCUGGAGAAUAUCCUGAAAAGAAUAAAGGCUACUGGAAAGAGACGAUCGAUGCGGUAACCGAGUUUCGGUAUCUUGCCGAGGAGCUCUGCCGCUACCGCGUCUUGUUCGUCACUGAGAGUGGGAGGCUGGGUUUGGGAAGUAGCCAGGUUGAGGAGGGAGACUCAAUCUAUCUUAUUCACGGGCUCAAGACACCAUUCGUAGUAAGUUAUCGCUCACAGGGGCAUCUUCUGCGAGGGGAGUGCUAUGUGCAUGGGUUGAUGGAUGGGAAGGUCCACUGGUCGGACCAGGAUACUACGUUGCAUCUGCGUUGA